Molecule: messenger RNA, 1415 nt
Organism: Schizosaccharomyces cryophilus OY26
Lineage: Eukaryota; Fungi; Ascomycota; Schizosaccharomycetes; Schizosaccharomycetales; Schizosaccharomycetaceae
Exons: 1
Coding region: 155-1327 (390 amino acids)
Source: RefSeq, a predicted model, not a curated record
UUGUACCUUAUUAUAUUCAACUUGUCGAAGUUUGUUUACAUUCUCGGUAAGCUUCACUGAAAGUUUACAUUUUUUGUUUACACUGUAAAAACUUAUAAAACGAAUACAAUUGACUUAAAAACAUCAUUUACAAAUACUCUACUCAUCAUUUGCAAUGGAACUAAGCAGGUAUGAAAAGGACAAGAUCAUUUCUUUAAAAUUCUUACAGCUGUUCUUUCGAUUGAAAAAUGUCUUCAAUAUCUUUUUCGCCAUGUCAUUUCCUAUUCCAUUCCACAAUCAAAACCAAUCUAAAAUUGAGUUAAUAAAAAAAAUGAAUGCCGUUUCUCCUCUCCAUGCAAUUAACGAACAACUUAACUUCUGGAUCAAAGAAUUGGAAACAAAUGGACUAGUCCAUUUUGGAUGGACCAAAGCAAAGGACAUGUUUGAAUUCUCCAUGUCAUCAAUAAACUUUUUAAUACUAUAUUCACAAAAACCGAUAUUCCUAAAUUACUCCAUCCGCCAGGAAGUACACAGAGAACAAUUGUUCCAUGAGCUGCAGAGCUGCAAAAAAUGCUUCUUUGAAAUUAAGAGUGAAGCGAAUUCUUUCUUUUGUCUACAAAUAAUCAUUUCAAACUUCAUGUUUAAUCAGAUUCAAUAUAUCCAGGAGACAUGCCAAAACAUAAUACCAAACUUCCAGACUUUUUUUUGCAACAUAUGUACUUCUCUUGUAUCAUAUUUUGGAAAAAGAGAAUAUCCUGAGCCACAGAAGAAAAACGUUACCCUUCAGUUAUAUGCGAACAUUAAACCUGUGAACGGAAUCUCCAAAACUUCCUACCAAAAGCCAGAUAAAACAGAACCUGAUUCCAAAGAAAAUUAUUCCAAAGAAGAUGAUAUUCCUCCUGGAAAUCAACCUUCAGAUGAACAAGGAAGAUUAUCGCAUUCAGAGUCUGAGUCCAUUACUGAAAGCUAUCGCAAUGACUUGACAGAUGCUUCUAACUUGGAAUCCUCUGUUUCUUCGGUUACGUGUAAUGAUUUCUUCGAUGUAUUAAAGAAUGUCGAUAACACAAAUAUUCAAGAACAACCUGACGUUAAUUUAAACAGGGAUCAUCAUAUAGAUAAAGAAAAUUCAUCAAGGAUUGAGCUCGGGAAAGAAGACCUUGAAUUUGAAAGAUAUAAUGUUGAAUUACUCCAAUUUCAAGUUGCUAUUGGCAGUUUACAGACUGUUCAUUAUGAAUUCCAAGAAACUUUGCGAAAAAUGCAACUGUUAGAGUCAACGGAAGGUUCAAUAUGCCAAUCAGGAGUUACAAUUAAUAUGCGGAAAGAUGUCGCUUUAGAAUCCACAUCUUAGUUACCAAUAGCCGUGAGCAAUCAAAAGCUUACAUAUGAUUGCAAGCUAAAAAUCGAGGUAGUUUAUGAAUAAAUAUCUUCAAUUAACG